AUGUUUGCCCUUCUUUCAGGGCUCCAUGUGCUCGGCCCUGCUGGUCCUCUGAUUGCAAAGUUGGGGGGCUCAGUGAUGCUGCCCUGUUACGUUGAAGCCCCCUUACCACUGGAAGAGCUGGACGCUGAGUGGAAGAGAACAGACUCUGAAACUUUAGUACAUUUGUUCCAAGAUGGAAAAAGUCGGCUAGAGUUUCAGGAUCAGGCUUACAGUGGAAGAGCCAGUUUCUUUACUGAGGAGGUUGCGCGUGGAAACUUCUCUCUCCUCCUCACAAAUCUGACCACUAAAGAUGCAGGAGUUUACAACUGUUUUGUUUACAGUCAACAGGAAACUGGCCAAACUUCAGUCGAAAUUGAGUAUUUGGUUGUGACUGGAGGCCAUGCAGUAUCUGCAUAUGAGCGUGAAGACGUCACUCUCAAUUGCUCUGUUGACUCCUAUAUCCCUCCUCAAGAGCUUGAAGAAGUUUCCUGGACGAAAGUGGAUCAAGACAUUACAAUGCUGGUCUUACAAGAGGGUGUGAUCCAGACAGAUUUUACCCCCAGCAGAUUCAGAAACAGAGUCGAGUUCUUUGGUCCAGAAGAGAUUCACAAAGGAAACUUCUCAUUUAGUUUAAAGGAUCUCAGAAUGGAGGACAAAGGCCAGUAUAGAUGUGAAGUGCUCUCUGGAGAGUUUUCAGCUCAAACAACUGUGGAAAUACAUUUGAUAAAAAAUAUUACUCAUCUCGCUGUGUUUGCUCUUCUUUCAGGGCUCCGUGUGCUCGGCCCCUCUGAUCCUCUGAUUGUGGAGCUGGGAGGCUCAGUGAUGCUGCCCUGUUAUGUUGAAGCCCCCAUACCACUGGAAGAGCUGAAAGUGGAGUGGAAGAGAACAGACUCUGAAACUUUAGUGCAUUUAUUCCAAGAUGGAGAAAGUCGACCAGAGGCUCAGGACCAGGCUUACAGUGGAAGAGCCAGUUUCUUUACUGAGGAGGUCAAACAUGGAAACUUCUCUCUCCUGCUCACAAAUCUGACCACUAAAGAUGCAGGAGUUUACAACUGUUCCGUUUACAGACAACAGGAAACUGGUCAAACAUUGGUUGACAUUGAGUAUUUGAUUGUGACUGGAGGCCAUGCAGUAUCUGCAUAUGCGCGUGAAGACGUCACUCUCAAUUGCUCUGUAGACUCCCAUAUCCCACCUAAAGAGCUUGAAAAGGUCUCAUGGAAGAAAGUGGAUCAAGACAUUACAGUGCUGGUCUUCCAAGAGGGUGAGGUCCAGACAGAUUUUACCCACGAGAGAUUCAGAGACAGAGUUGAGUUCUUCGGCCCUGAAGAAAUCCACAAAGGAAACUUCUCACUCAGAAUAAAGACUCUCCAAAUGGAGGACAAAGGCCUGUAUAGAUGUGAAGUGCUGUCUGGAGAGUUUUCAGCUCACACAACUGUGGAAAUACUGUUGGGUAAGUUAACAUGUUUUUCCCACAUACACACUGCAAUACUGUUGCUCUGUGGUUUUACUUGUUUAUGUGGAUGUGUACUUUUGCUUGGCUGCAUCACAUACACUUUCUGUAAAGAGCCCGGCAGUUGCACAGAAAUCGUACAGCGUGUUCUUGUCUUUUGUCCAAACAUUCUUAUGUUUGUGGCCUUCGUCCUUUGGGGUGUGCUUAAUGAGCUGUGA
Messenger RNA from Colossoma macropomum (tambaqui), 1647 nucleotides. RefSeq names its product butyrophilin-like protein 2. NCBI's taxonomy places the organism in Eukaryota, Metazoa, Chordata, Actinopteri, Characiformes, Serrasalmidae. Gene Ontology annotation, biological process: cellular response to lipopolysaccharide; cell surface receptor signaling pathway; negative regulation of T cell proliferation. Gene Ontology annotation, cellular component: external side of plasma membrane. The record is from RefSeq and is a predicted model, not a curated record. Bases 1 to 1647 code for a protein of 548 amino acids. The transcript is spliced from 7 exons.